Messenger RNA from Pogona vitticeps (central bearded dragon), 2534 nucleotides. It is a transcript of the gene IGFALS, whose product is annotated as insulin like growth factor binding protein acid labile subunit. Gene Ontology annotation, molecular function: protein binding. NCBI's taxonomy places the organism in Eukaryota, Metazoa, Chordata, Lepidosauria, Squamata, Agamidae. The record is from RefSeq and is a predicted model, not a curated record. Gene Ontology annotation, cellular component: extracellular matrix.
CAAGGUGAUUCUUCCUGUAUUGCUACAUUAGCAGUGUGUGUGGGGAAUGCAAAGAGCAGAGCACGCCUGAGGUUGCUGCACAGAACUUUGACUUUCCACAUUUUUUGCAGAAGCAAGCAAGAGGAUGAGGAAAGAAGUGGUACUGAUGUUGACCCUCAUCUGGACAUGGGCAGCGAAUUCUCAGCAGCUUGAAAUAGAAGCCAACAAUGAACACACCAGUCCCGGAAACCUCAAGUGUCCCAGCCCAUGCAUCUGUAGUUUUGAUGACUGGAACGAUGAACUGAGUGUCUACUGCAGCUUGCGGAAGCUCACAAGCCUGCCUGAAAAUGUACCUAGAGCGGUAAGGAUGUUGUGGCUGGAUGGCAACAAUUUCACUUCCUUGCCAGCUCUGGCUUUCAGGAAUUUCUCUGGCCUGGAAUUUCUCAAUCUGCAGGGUAGUCAGUUGAGAAGUAUUGAACAACAGGCCUUCCACGGCUUAGAAGGAUUAUACUCCUUGCUCCUUGAACGCAACCAGUUGAAGUCGUUGGCACCAAACAUCUUCUUCCAUCUGCAGAACCUGGCUUCGCUUCAUCUUAACAACAACCAAUUCAACAAGAUUGAAGAAGGCAUCUUCGCUGGACUUUGUAACCUCUGGUAUUUGAACCUCGGCUGGAACUCCUUGGUGGUUCUACCAGACAAAGUGUUUCACAGUCUACCCAACUUAAGGGAAUUAAUCCUGGCUGGGAACAAGCUACACUAUCUGCAGCAUCAGCUGUUCUACAGCCUCAGUGAAUUGAGAGAAUUGGACCUCAGUGGAAAUUCACUCAAGGGCAUUAAAGGCAACAUCUUCACCAGGCUUCAGAAACUCCAGAAGCUCUACCUGAAUCAUAACCAGAUCAAUGCCAUUGCCCCACGAGCCUUUGUGGGAAUGAAGUCACUGAGAUGGUUGGAUCUGUCACAGAAUCGCCUCACCACACUUUUUGAAGAUACGUUCAUGGGACUUUCAGGCCUGCGUGUUUUACGUCUCUCCAGCAAUUCUAUCACAGCCCUGGGGCCAAGAAUAUUCAAAGAUCUUUUGUCACUAGAGGAACUGCAACUAGGAAACAAUGCCAUCCGAGGUUUGCUGGAAAGGGGAUUUGACAAGCUGGGUCAACUGGAGGUCCUUGCUCUAAAUGACAACCGCAUUCAAGAGAUCCGGGCUGGAGCAUUCCUUGGGCUUUCUAAGGUGGCCGUGAUGAACCUUUCUGGGAAUUGCCUCAUGACCAUUCCGGAUUUCACCUUCAGGGGGCUUAGCCAAUUGCAUAGCCUCCACUUGGAAAACAGCUGCCUCAGUAGGAUCAGAUCCCAAAUGUUUUCAGAUCUUUCCAGCUUACGGAGGCUCUUUUUGCAACACAACACAAUCUCUGUGAUUGAAGAUCACAGCCUCAGCAAUCUGCGUGAUCUUCUCGACCUGGAUCUGAAACAUAACCAGCUGAGCCGGCUUUCUUCUAAUCCAUUUGCAGGUCUCCAGAACUUAGAAUACCUUCUUCUUUCUUCCAAUCAGUUGCUGGAAAUCUCUCCUGAAGCCUUUGCCCCGCUUCUGCGCCUGUCCUGGCUUGAUCUCUCAAACAACUGUCUGGAAACCUUGGACAGCAACAUCUUCCAAUCUUUUUCCAAACUAGAAUAUCUGAAUGUCAGGAACAAUUCACUAAGAACCUUCCCUAUGAGUUGGCUAAGAUCUUCACCUACCCUCAUCCAACUUUGGUUGGAAGGGAACAAAUGGCAGUGUAACUGCUCCCUGAAAGAACUCAGAAAUUUCGCUCUGCAGCAUCCCAACGUGGUUCUACGUUACACACAAUCUAUCAUGGAAGGGGAUGCCCCUGUAUAUGCCUACAACAACAUCACUUGCCUUAGCCCAGAAGAAGUUGCAGGACUUGACCUUCGGGACAUCCAAGAAAGUCAUUUUGCUGAUUGCUAACCGCUGGCCUUCAACUUGUCUAUCACUCCCACUGCAAAAAAAGAAGAGUGUUUUCUGUUAACUGGUACCAGAAAAUCAUGGGAUCUACUAUUUGACUAUAUCCUUCUUAGUUAAAUCAUGUGGGAGGCUUGAACUUUUUCUUAUGUCAUGAAGGGGGGCAUGGAAAGCUUUUAUAUGGUUUCUUUUCUAGAAGGAGCAACAAUGAGGAAAUCUGGUGGCACCUUGAAGACUAAUAAAUUUUAUUUGGCACAAGCUCUUGCAGAGUGUAGUCCACUCUACCAGAUGGAUGGGUUGUUGCCUCAGUGGAUGCGUUAUUAUAGACAUGCAUGUAUGGGUGAAAUCAUUGAAAUCAGAGUGUAUCAAAAUGCAAGGAGUAAUCAUCACCUUAAUACAGUAGUGGUCAUUUACAAACAGUAGUUGGGAUAUAACACAAAUAUCCAGUGAUCUGGUUUCAUCAUAUGUUGUGUGAAAAAAAAAUCUUUGGUCCUUAUUCAAGCCUACGGAUACAUAGUUGAACUCUUGUUAAAUUCCUCUUAGCUGUUUUGCAGUUGAAUCUGUCAUUUAAAGAGGUAUCCCCACUAUAGACGUGUGCAUGUGA